Molecule: messenger RNA, 1009 nt
Organism: Lolium rigidum
Lineage: Eukaryota; Viridiplantae; Streptophyta; Magnoliopsida; Poales; Poaceae
Product: DNA-3-methyladenine glycosylase
Exons: 6
Coding region: 1-792 (263 amino acids)
Biological process (GO): base-excision repair
Molecular function (GO): DNA binding; alkylbase DNA N-glycosylase activity
Source: RefSeq, a predicted model, not a curated record
AUGACCACCCCCGGCGCGGCCACGCCCCCACGCUUCAAGCGGUCCUCCCCCAGGAAGAAGCAGCAGCCACGCAGUAGCCAUCGCCUCGCUGUUGACUUCGCCGCCGGAGAGGCCGAGGCUGCGCGGGCGUCCGUGGCGGCCAGGGCCACGCCAUUGCUCCCCGCAACGCCGGCGGUGCCCGCGCAGUCGGCUGGAGGUAUCCCGUUGCCUCGCGAGUUCUUCGAGGUGGACGCGCUCGACCUCGCCCCACGACUCCUCGGCAAGCUCCUGCGCCGGGACCAAGUCGUCCUCCGCAUCACCGAGGUGGAGGCUUACAGGCCAAACGACUCCGCGUGCCAUGGACGAUUCGGCGCCACAACAAGAACUGCUCCCAUGUUUGGAUCAGGAGGGCAUGCGUAUGUGUACCUAUGCUAUGGACUCCACAUGAUGCUCAAUGUUGUUGCCGACAAAGAGGGUGUUGGGGCUGCUGUUUUGAUCCGAUCAUGUGCUCCAGUUAGCGGGCUAGAUAUCAUUAAGCAGCGUCGGGGCCAACAAACCGAGAAACCAAUCCUACUUACAGGACCAGGAAAGGUCGGCCAAGCUCUGGGGCUUUCCACUGAUUGGUCGAACCAUCCACUAUAUACCCCCGGUGGAUUGGAAGUACUGGAUGGGCCAGAACCAGAGAACAUUUUAGUUGGCCCCCGUGUCGGCAUCGACUACGCAUCAUCCGAGCAUGUCACAGCGCCGUGGAGGUUCGCGAUCGCGGGCACUCCGUGGAUUAGUGCUCCAAAGAACACUCUCAGGCCACGGUGAAGAGCUGGAUGUGAGGAGAAGGGUGGCCAGAUGCACAUAAACUGUACUUUUAACAGAUAGAAGAGGGCGCACUGAAACAUUCGACAUCUAUUCUGUUAUCGUGCUAUUGGAGCAUUAGUGUACCUUGUUAACAACACUGCUUUUGUACAUACCAGAGAACAAGCAUUCUCCUCUGAUAAAUGGAGAGGGGUCAAUAUCUCCUGAUCACGUUUCAUUA